Messenger RNA from Zymoseptoria tritici IPO323, 1727 nucleotides. RefSeq lists its product as uncharacterized. The record is from RefSeq and is a predicted model, not a curated record. The annotation marks the transcript as partial. The transcript has 2 exons. Gene Ontology annotation, molecular function: transmembrane transporter activity. Gene Ontology annotation, biological process: transmembrane transport. Lineage: Eukaryota; Fungi; Ascomycota; Dothideomycetes; Mycosphaerellales; Mycosphaerellaceae.
GCUGUCCCUUCCCUUCAUUAUUCCUGUCGCUCCUUCUCUCCUUCUCCAGCAGAACAAUCACACUCUCUUACAUCCAAUCUCGUAUACCGAGUACUGCGCCGGGUGCAGCUCCAUCACAAUCUCUACUCUAGGUCCUUUCACUCUCUACCCAGACCGAUCACUCGACAGCCACUCAUUCCUUCGAACGAUUCGCCCAUCAUGUUCACCUGCCACGUUCGCAACCGCUCCCUCAUUCCCGUCGCUACGAUUCGAGACAUGGAAAAGACGGAAGAGGAGCAAUAUCACAUUCAGCAAGAGAUGGAAGUGGCAGACGCAGAGGAGCAGGCACACCUCUCUCAAUCUCUCCGACACACUCCUCGCCAACGACGCAACCUCGUCAUGAUCUAUCUCCUCUUCCUCGCCGAGGCCAUCAUGUCCUCCUCUCUCCACAUGCAAAUCUCCAUCCUCCUUCCUUCAGCGUCCACUGGCUGUAUCACCAGCAACACCUCUUUUCUGCGCAGCAUUUUGCUGUGUGCGUAUUAUCUGGGCUCCGCGACUGGUCUCGUUUGGGGUCUCACCGCGGACCGCAUUGGAAGGAGGAAAGUGGCUUUGUUGGGACUGUUCGGAUCAUUGAUAUGUUGUGUUAGCAUGGGCUUCGCAACAACUUUUGCUGCGUUUUGCACUUUGAGAUUCUUGGCUGGCGUGGUCGGGUCUGCAGGAACAGUGGCCGGGCUUGCUAUGCUGGCAGAUGUCGUGCAUGGGAGUGACAACAGGACAAAGGUCGUUGCAAGACUACCUGUCGUUGCCGUGUGCGGCCAGAUUGGUCCAUUGAUUUCUGGACUGAUCGGAGGAAUGGUGAAUGGAACAGGAGUGCUCGAUGAGUACCCUGCACUGGCUGGGCAGGUCACAUGCGGAGUGUUGAUGCUGAGCAUCGCCAUUGCUGAGACUCUGCUGCUCGAUGAAACACUCCCAGUCCUUGCCACAAAGAAGCAAGUGCUGUCCGAAGACUUCACCGAGUCGGAGAAGGCUACCUUCCUCGGUCGAUCCCACUCCAACUCCAGCUCCGAAUCCCUCUCCAUCUCCAUCAUCGAAGCCCUUGCGGAUGACGCUUCUCUCCCAAAGCCAUCCCACAUCUCUGUCUCCCAACUCCUGACCGCACCCUCCAUCCUCAUCCUCCUCGCAUCCUUCUCCACACUCUCCCUCCACUCUUCCACCUUUGACAUCCUCCUACCUCAUAUCGGCCACAGUCCCACCCACAACAUCGGACUUGGAAUUCCUUGCGAUUGGCUGCUGCCUCUGAUGCUAGUCAUCAAGGUCGCAGCAGCCAUGAGAGUGAUGCGAGCCAUCCCACCUCUCGUUGCGAAAGUUGGUCUGCUCCCGAUUUACCGCCGCACGACCGUCGUUUUCCCGGUCAUAUACGUCCUCGUUCCCGCAGUCGCCUUACUUGCUACGUCAUGCGACUCUGCUGUUCUGGCCGCUGUUUUCAACGCCCUCGCUACACUCAUCAAAACGACCAUCGCUCUUGCUGCGCAAGUCUUGGUCCUCCUACUCGCCCUCUCCGCGGCGCCGGACGCUGCAUCAACUGGCACUCUCAUUGGCGUCAUUUCGAUAUCAGAACUGUUCAAAGCUCUCGCUGUCGGAAUUGCCGGCAUCAGCUACUACCUUUCAGACGACUACUCCGUGGUCAUUAUCAACGGAGCGCUGUGGGCGAUUCUGGCCAGUCUUGCGGUGAUGGGUGCAUUGCUGAC